Messenger RNA from Otolemur garnettii (small-eared galago), 2010 nucleotides. RefSeq names its product premelanosome protein (gene PMEL). The record is from RefSeq and is a predicted model, not a curated record. Gene Ontology annotation, cellular component: melanosome. Lineage: Eukaryota; Metazoa; Chordata; Mammalia; Primates; Galagidae. Gene Ontology annotation, biological process: melanosome organization. The transcript has 11 exons. Bases 10 to 2010 code for a protein of 666 amino acids.
GCUGGAGGGAUGGACAGGAUGGAUCCCGGGCUGAGAAGGUGCCUUUUCUGUUUGGCUGUGAUGAGUGCUCUGGUGGCUGUAGGGAGGACAGAAGGACCCAGAGAACAGGACUGGCUUGGUGUCUCAAGGGAAUUUAGAACUAAAACCUGGAAUAGACAGCUGUAUCCAGAGUGGACAGAAGUCGAAGGACUUGACUGCUGGAAAGGUGGUCAAGUAUCCCUGGAGGUCAGUAAUGAUGGGCCUACUCUGAUUGGUGCAAAUGCUUCCUUCUCUAUUUCUCUGCACUUCCCUGGAAGCCAAAAAGUACUGCCAAAUGGAGAGGUAAUCUGGGCCAACAACACCAUCAUCAAUGGAAGCCAAGCAUGGGGCGGACAGCCAGUGUAUCCCCAAGAACCUGAUGAUACCUGCAUUUUCCCUGAUGGUGGGCCCUGUCCAUCUGGCUCUUGGUCUCAGAGGAGAAGUUUUAUUUAUGUCUGGAAGACCUGGGGCCAAUACUGGCAAGUUCUAGGGGGCCCAGCAUCCGGGCUGAGCAUUGGAACAGGCAGGGCAAUGCUGGGCACACAUACCAUGGAAGUGACUGUCUACCACCACCGGGGAUCCCGGAGCUACAUACCCCUUGCUCACUCCAGCUCAGCCUUCACCAUUACUGACCAGGUGCCUUUCUCCGUGAGUGUGUCCCAGCUACAGGCCCUGGAUGGAGGGAACAAGCACUUCCUGAAAAAUCAACCUCUGACUUUUGCCCUUACGCUCCAUGACCCCAGUGGCUAUUUGGCUGGGGCUGACCUCUCCUAUACCUGGGACUUUGGAGACAGUACUGGGACCCUGAUCUCUCGGGCACUUGUGGUCACUCACACUUACCUGAAGUCUGGUCUAGUUACUGCCCAGGUGGUCUUGCAGGCUGCCAUUCCACUCACCUCCUGCAGCUCCUCACCAGUUCCAAGCACUACCAAUGGGCACAUGCCAACAGCAGAGGCCCUGGGCACCACAGCUAGUCAAAUGCCUACUGCAGAAGUUGUAGAUACUACACCUGGCCAGGUGGCAACUACAGAGCCUCUUGGAACCACAGCUGUGCAGAUGCUAAGCACAGAAGUCAUAGGGACUACCCCUAUGCAGGUGCCAACUGCUGAGGGCACAGGUACAACACUUGAGCAGGUACCAACCUCAAAGGUCGGAGGUACCACAUUUGCAGAGAUGUCAACUACAGAACCUAUAGGCACAGCACCUGCAGAGAUAUCUACUGCAGAGCCCUCUGGAACCACAGACGCACAGGUAACAACUACAGAGUUGGUAGAGACUGCAGCUGGAGAGUUACCCACCCCUGACCUUGAGGAUCCAGGUGCCAACUCAAUCAUGCCUACAGAACGUAUUACAGGUUCCCUGAGCCCCCUGCUGGAUGGUACAGUCACCUUAAGGCUGGUGAAGAGACAAGUCCCACUGGAUUGUGUUCUGUAUCGAUAUGGUUCCUUUUCCCUCACUCUGGACAUUGUCCAGGGUAUUGAAAAUGCCGAGAUCCUGCAGGCUGUGCCCUCCAGUGAAGGGGAUGCAUUUGACCUUACUGUGUCCUGCCAAGGCGGGCUGCCCAAGGAAGCCUGUAUGGACAUCUCAUCACCAGGGUGCCAGCCUCCUGCCCAGCGGCUGUGCCAGCCUGUACCACCCAGCCCAGCCUGCCAACUGGUUCUGCACCAAGUACUAAAGGGUGGUUCGGGGACCUACUGCCUCAAUGUGUCUUUGGCUGAUGCCAAUAGCUUGGCAAUGGUCAGCACCCAGCUUGUCAUGCCAGAGCAAGAAGCAAGCCUUGGGCAGGCUCCCCUGUUUGUGGGCAUCUUGCUGGCGUUGAUGGCUGUGGUGCUUGCAUCUCUAUUAUAUAGGCGCAGACUUAUAAACCAGGGCUCAGCUUUCCCCAUUCCCCAGCUGCCUCGCAGUAGCACCCACUGGCUGCGUCUGCCCAGGGUCUUUCGCACUUGCCCCAUUGGUGAGAAUAGCCCACUCCUCAGUGGGCAGCAGGUCUGA